Messenger RNA from Aspergillus clavatus NRRL 1, 1977 nucleotides. RefSeq lists its product as uncharacterized. The transcript has a single exon. The record is from RefSeq and is a predicted model, not a curated record. The coding region runs from base 1 to 1977 and encodes 658 amino acids. NCBI's taxonomy places the organism in Eukaryota, Fungi, Ascomycota, Eurotiomycetes, Eurotiales, Aspergillaceae.
AUGGGACGAGGUGACGAAUCAAGCACAACUGCGAAAUCAACUCAGGAACAGUUCCGAACCCCGGAUAAGCCCCCUCUUACAAGUUCCUCUACCACAUCAAAAGCUCGCAAAGACAUAUCGUCGGCGAAAAGGCAAAGCGGCACGCCAAUAUCCUCGGGUCGUACAUCGAAGUCAUGGAAAAGAAGCCUGUUGUCAGGGGAGCAACCGACGCUCACACAAAUCGACUUUGUGACACCGAGAUCACAGAACCUUGAAUCUGAUGACGAUGACGAUGAUCUCGAUUAUAUUGACGACGCACCGCACGAUGAUACCGUGAAUAGCUGCCAAGUGAUUGAACUGGAUGAUGAUCUGGAUGGCGAUACUGGUUACAGGCCAGAUUCACAUUCACGGGCACGCCGCAGUGGUGGCGCAAUGAAUAGGCAGAAUGCAGAAGGCAAAUCAUCGAGGAUGAGAAGAAGCUUAGGACAAGCAAAUUCGAGUGAGAAACGAUCGCGAGGACGAAAAAGCACCGAUAGUGUUGCAAUCAAUAAGAAGCGCACGGAUAAGUCGCGGAAGGACAAGACCCUCACCCAGAUGGAUUACGUGCGGCGUUAUCUGAAGAUCGAGCCCGAUGAUGAGGUCAAAUUAGAAUAUACCUAUAUGACUCCGAAAGUGAACAAGGGGCAGACAAUGAAGGGAACAAGUUCUCGAGACCUUAAAUCUGGGUCCGCUAAUGUUCAAAAGAUAUCGAGCUCGAUUAAGAAAAGGAAGCUGCAGGACGACGAUGAGGAGGAGGAGGACUCGAGAGCACUACUGGUUCUGGCCCAGACGCAGGGCAAGAGACUUUUGAAGGAGGAACCAAAGACGCCACAGAAACCCAGACGAUCAGAAGUUCCUUCUUCGCAAUCACCCGAGAGUCCUGGCGUCGCAUUUAUCUCGUCAUCCCAGUUUCGAGACGCCACCCGCUCUCCACUUAGACUUGCCAGGACAAAUACGUUUACUCAAAGCAUCAAAGAUGAAAUUCCGGACUCAAAUGAGACAGCAGAAAGUUUGAAACAAAUUUCAAUGGUCGAGAGUACAUUACCGCCUCCUAUAGUACCAGAGUCUUCGCUAUCCUUUGAGCUCGGGGGCGACGAUGAGGUACCCUUUGAUUUUAAAGCGACACAAUUGAAGUCUGCCACGGAAGCCUCUGCUUCUGCGCUUGAAAUUGAGCGCGAGCUAGACAAACCUCCUCCGAGCACGGAGAGAACAGUGGUAUACGAAACGGAUGCUGAAACAGACUAUAGCGAUAAUGAACAGUCGACCGUGGCUGGGCCGCGCUACGAGAUGGUCCUAGCCCACGACGCGGAUCAAGCUGUCGAAGACGGAGAUGAAGGUCCUGAGAAUGAUUCCCAAACACUGCCUCCGCCAAUCAUGCAUUCUAGCUCGGAUGAUGAGCGUUCACUUUUGCAAACCGAACUCAAUCUAUCAUCAGAUGCCUCAAUAUGUUACCAAAGGCGACAUCCUGCCACUCAGUUUCCAUCCGAACCGAUACCUACUCUGAGCACUCAGAAGCUUGCUGAGCUUUUCCCACAAGAGUCCAGUCUCCAACAAACCCUGACAGAGACUUCAAGAAUCAAGCCCUCUCUCCUGAGGAGACAGACACUAGUUGAUCCGUUCUUACACACACAGACCCAAAGCCAAACCCAAGAUCUGGUUAAAGACUCCACAGAGAUUGUUCUAGAAUCUUCACCAGUCGCACGACCUCGGGACUACGCAUCUGAGGCUGAUCCUGUGCUGCCCGCUCAUCCUGCGCAGGGCGUGGUGCAGGUGGAGUCUUCGCAGCCGGUAGACCGACUCAAACAACGAGCGGACCCGAUUCAAGAUUCUGGUCCGAAGGGGCUUCUGUCUCGCAGUCAACUCCUGACGUCUAGUGUCAUGGAGAGUGUGCCUGUGCCAGGGUUUUGGAUGGGCAGUCAGGACAGUGUCGGACAGCCUUAUAGUUUACCAGACACAUAG